ACACUCAUUUUAUUUAGUAACGGAUUUUAAAAUGUGCAAUUCUCUAUAAACUGUGUACAUUUCUCAAAGUGAUACUUUUGUGAGACCAUUGCGAAAUUGUUCGGUCAAAACGUUGCAAGCUUGGGAGCAAGUGUGACACUUUAGUUUUGUCCACAUUUUGUGCGAAGGAAAACUAAUAAUAAGCUGUAGAUUUAAUUACAAGACAUCGAAGACAAUACUUUACUUUAGGACACAUUUUCGCUCAAGAGAAUUUCAAAUGACCUAAAAUAACACAACAACAAUUUAGAUUAAAACAAGACUUCAAAAGAAAUGAUCUUCUCCAAGCAAGUAGGGCUACAUCGUCAUCUACAAAUGUGUGUUCGCGCCCUUUCUUCCUUAAGGUAUAAAGAUCUUCAGAUUACGCUCACCAAAACACCCACUCGCACAUCAGGUGACGAUCAUUUGAAAUUUGGGGCUCAUAUUUCUGACCACAUGCUUGAAGUUGACUGGACUGCUGAACAUGGAUGGGAUAUCCCACAAAUCAAACCUGUCAGCCCCCUACACAUACACCCAGCAGCCAAAGUUCUGCACUAUGCUUCUGAGAUUUUUGAGGGCUUGAAGGCCUAUAGAUGUGUUGAUGGCAAGGUCAGGUUGUUUCGACCCAGAGAGCACCUAAGACGUAUGUCUGCUACAGCUGAACGUGCUUGCUUACCAGCUUUUGACCAGAGUGAGUUUUUAAAAUGUAUCCAAAAAUUAAUCAGCGUUGAUCAGGAGUGGGUUCCAGAUAGCAAAAACCAAUCCCUCUAUGUGAGGCCAACACUGAUUGGAACAGAGCCAACUUUAGGUGUCUCCGCUUCCAACAAGGCCAAACUUUUUGUUAUCACAACUCCAGUUGGCUCAUACUUUGCUGGUGGUUUGAAACCAUUCAGUCUUUUGGCUGACCCAAAGUACGUCAGAGCCUGGACAGGUGGUUGCGGUGGUUACAAGAUGGGAAGCAACUAUGCUCCAACUGUUGCUGUUCAGAAGAAUGCCUUGGAGAAAUAUGGCUGCCAGCAGGUGUUGUGGUUGUUCGGGGAUGAUCAUCAGAUGACUGAAAUUGGAACCAUGAACCUUUUUAUUUACUGGGUCAAUGAACAAGGAGAGAAAGAGCUUCUGACACCAAGUCUCGAGUCUGGACUUAUCCUUCCAGGCAUCACUCGCAAAUCUGUCUUGGAACUCUCCCGCCAAUGGAAAGAGUUUUAUGUCACCGAAGGAAAUAUUACAAUGAAAACUUUCAUUAAGGCUUGGAACGACGGACGUAUAAUGGAAGUGUUUGGUUCCGGUACUGCGUCCAUUGUUCUACCAGUCCAAGAAAUUUGUUACCUCGAUCAGAAGUUCAAUAUACCAACAGACACAGACACUAGUCUGACUCAGAGGCUAUUUAACGAGAUUACAAGCAUCCAUUACUAUAGCAAGCCGCACCAUUGGAUGGAAACACUAGAUCCUGAGGAGGAAGAAAAGACUGCUGGAUGUGGGUAAAGAUUUCUCUUGCCGACUAUUUGUAGACAAGAGCGGCAACAUGUGGUUGAUGCUAACAAUAAAUACAUUAUGACAUAUUUUUGUUACUUUCCUUUGAGUUUCAAAGGUUUUUUUUACAAGGGGGUUUUAAGAUAACAAUGGAUUUGAAACACGGUUUAACUUAACUAACGAUACCAACGUUGAUUCCACCAGAAUGUGGUAAAUAAUUACGGAGAUAAAGAGUUAAUGUAAGGCACACAUGCAGACGAUAAUGAGAGUAUGAGAGUACAUGCUGAUCAUUUUACUUUACGAUAUUGACUGACAUAUAUACCUAACAAUUAGAAAUGAUAUCAAUAUGCCAGUUACUAUUAUUUUAAGAUUUCCACUGAAGUCAUUGAACUAAAUAAAAUGACAAAGAUAAUGUACAGCUCAUUGUUGGGUGCGCGGAUUGGUGAAAUGUCUUUAAACUGAGGACUUCAAUUUUCCAUUGCAUUUUAAAUAUUGAUUUAGAAAGCCUACUAAAAAGAAGGAAUCAAAUGUAAUUAUGUCUAAAGAGUAGAUUUAAAUCACCCACAAAGUUAUAGAUCUUAAAGAGGCCAAUCAAUUACUAAUGAGAACAUACAAUUCAUUAAAGAUAUAUGUAUAUGUGUACAUUAGAUUUUUUUUAAAUUAUGUGAAAUAAAACAUGUUUGUAACA
This is a messenger RNA of Biomphalaria glabrata, 2173 nucleotides long. Its product is annotated as branched-chain-amino-acid aminotransferase, cytosolic-like. The coding region runs from base 310 to 1497 and encodes 395 amino acids. Gene Ontology annotation, molecular function: branched-chain-amino-acid:2-oxoglutarate transaminase activity. The transcript is spliced from 11 exons. Gene Ontology annotation, biological process: L-leucine biosynthetic process; L-valine biosynthetic process. Gene Ontology annotation, cellular component: mitochondrion. The record is from RefSeq and is a predicted model, not a curated record. Lineage: Eukaryota; Metazoa; Mollusca; Gastropoda; Planorbidae.